Messenger RNA from Anolis sagrei ordinatus, 8701 nucleotides. RefSeq names its product sec1 family domain containing 2 (gene SCFD2). Gene Ontology annotation, biological process: intracellular protein transport; vesicle-mediated transport. The record is from RefSeq and is a predicted model, not a curated record. NCBI's taxonomy places the organism in Eukaryota, Metazoa, Chordata, Lepidosauria, Squamata, Anolidae.
GCGCCAGCCCUGGAAGUAGGCAUGGGAGAGGACUGGGGCUGGUGAUGCUGGCAGAAGAGUGCUGCUGGGUCUCUUCCUGAAUGAGUGACGGGGUUUUCCGUCUGUUUGUGGUGCCGGCUAAGGACCCAUAGUGAAUUCACCCCUUCCUUCGCCAAACUCCCUUCAACGUGAAUAAAAAGGUUUCCUUCUCCUUGGCCCUCUUGAUGGUACAUCUUCCUGAGGCUUGGAGGAAGGCAAGGACAUCUUGAGCUCUUCCCUUUCUGCUCCUCCUUCCUGUUCUUCCUCAUUCUCUUCUUGCACCUCCUUAUUCUUCCUCCUCGUCUUCUUCCACCUCCCUGUUCUUCCUUCUCCUCUUCUUCCUGUUGUUCCUUUUCCUUCUCUUCUUCCUCCUCUUUUUCUCUUUCCUCCUCCUCCUCUUCCUCCUGUUUUUCCUCCUCCUUCCUCUUCUUCUUCCUCCACCUCCCUGAUCUCUUUCUUCCUCUUCCUCUUCUUCGUCCUGUUGUUCCUCUUCUUCUUCCUCCACUUCCCUGUCUUUUUUCUUCCUCCUCCUCUUCCUGUUGUUCCUUCUCCUUCUCUUCUUCUUCUUCCUCCACUUCCCUGUCCUUUUUCUUCCUCCUCCUUUCUGUUGAUCCUCCUCCUGUCUCCUCUUCCUCCUCCUCUUCUUCUCCCUCCACUUUGCUGUUCUUCCUCUUCUUCCCUUCCUCUCCUCCUCUUCUUCCUGUUGUACCUCCUCCUUCCUCUUCUUUUUCCUCCACCUCCCUGUUCUUUUUCUUCCUCCUCCUCCUCCUCUUCUUCCUGUUGUUCCUUCUCCUUCCUCUUCUUCUCCUUCCUCCACUUCCCUGUCCUUUUCUUCCUCCUCUUCUUCUUCUUUCUGUUGAUCCUCCUCCUGCCUCUUCUUCCUCCUCUUCUUCUUCCUCCACUUUGCUGUUCUUCCUCUUCUUUCCUUCCUCUCCUCCUCUUCUUCCUGUGCUUUUCCUUCCCCUUCCUCCUCCUCCUAAGAUGUCUUCAGCCUCCUCCCUUGCUGCCUCUUCUACUGGACUGCUCUCCUUCUGCCAUCAUGCUUGGGAGCAGGUCUUUGCCAAGGUCAAGCGGGCGGUUGUGUUCAUGGACUCCCCUUGUGCUGAGAGCCUCCAUUGGGCCUGUGGCGGAGCAGGACAGCUCUUCCAAGCUGGAGCGCUCAAUGUCAAGGAGUUCUCCAGCUUUGAGUCAGGCCAUGCAGAGCAACCCAAGGCAGUUUUUGUGGUUAGCACCUUGCUGAAAGGCCGAACCGUGGAUGUUAUCCGUGACAUUGUGAGUCUCAGCAACUUCCAGUACUGUGUGGUUUUCACAGCAGUCAGCCAUGCUGUCCACUUGCAGGCCCAUGGUGCUCCCAGCAGUGCUGAGGCAGAAGGUGGUAACCAGGUCGUCUUUGAGCAAUUUGAAGAAAAGCUCUGCCAGUGGAUGGGCAACAUGAACUACACGGCAGAGGUGCAGUAUGCUCCCUUAUUCUUGGCACCCAUCUCACCACACCUCUUGGUAGCACCUUCCUUUUCGUGCCUUUUCCCCUUAAUGGGUCAAGAUUUGUCGCAGAUCAAUAGUACCAGGCCAGAGAAGAAGAAAUUUGCUCACUUGACUGAUGUUGACUUCUCGUCCCUGUCUUCAGAGCUGCAGCUUGAGAUCAGGUCAUUGGUGUCUGAUUUAAACAGCUUAUUUGAGUCUCUCAGUGUUAGGGAGGAAUGUUUUGCGAUUGGAGCACUGAGCAGGAUCAUUGCAGGUGAUCUGGCAAGUUAUUCCCAGGCAAAGGCCAGAAGGAAAAUGGCACAAAAUAAAGCUUCUCUCAUCUUUGUGGACAGGACUUUAGAUCUGACAGGAACAGUCGCUCAUCAUGGUGACAACUUAGCAGAGAAGAUUCUCUCUGUGCUUCCUAAACUUCAGGGUCAUAUGAAUGACGUUAUGGUCAGCAUGCUGGAACUCACAAGCCUUCAGAGUGAUGAUGCCAGUCGCAAUAUUAUAGCACCGGGUUGCUUGGCACAACCAAAUGAUCCAGCUGCUAAAGCUCUGUGGGAGUCCUUAAUGAAUCUCAAGCAGAAAGAAGCUGUGAUGGAAGUGAGGAGACAUCUAGUGGAAGCGGCAAGCAGAGAAAGUUUGCCGAUCAAGAUGAGCAUGGGUAGGGUCACCCCAGAACAGCUCAGCUCAUACAUUCAACUCUUUAAAAGAAAUUUUCAAGCUCUUGAGAACCACUGUGGGUUUCUACAAAUUGCAUUGGCUGUCGUACAGACAAUGAAACACCCUCAAAGUGCUAAAUGGGACAACUUCCUAGCCUUUGAAAGGCUACUUGUGCAGAGUAUUGGAGAGUCACCAUUACCAAAUGUUCUGAACCAAUUGCUACCUAUCAUCAAGUCUCAUGAUAACAGGACAGAUGAUGAUUACACUCCUGAAGAUCUCCUUGUGUUGCUGGUUUAUAUUUACUCCAUAGUUGGAGAAAUUAAAACUGGAAAAGAAUUAGAUGAGGCCGAAGAACGAGUAAAGGAAGCCCUUGUCCAAUCUCUUUGUGAUGAGCCUGAACUAUCAACCUUACUGCAGAAAAUGACAGGUUGUGAAUCGGCCCUUGAUCUGACAUUUCAGAAGGCUGUGCCCAUAGUGGAUGACAUCUUUAAGGUCCUCAGGGAUGUUACGAGAAUGCGGACACAUAUGAAACAGUUUAAUUCUGUACAUACUCCAGGAAGCCAUACCCAACAGGCCACAUAUAAACCAUUGUUGAAGCAAGUGGUGGAAGAGAUAUAUAAUCCUGAUCGACCAGACACUGUUGAUAUUGAACAUAUGUCUUCUGGGCUCACAGACCUUCUGAAAACAGGAUUCAGCAUGUUUAUGAAGGUGAGCCGCCCACACCCUGGUGAUCAUUCCCUCAUCUUCUUCUUCAUGGUUGGUGGAGUGACCAUUUCUGAAGUCAGAAUGAUAAAAGACCUUGUAACUGCACACAAGCCUGGAGUACAGGUAAUUGUGCUCUCCACAACUCUCCUGACGCCACGUAACGUUCUGGAGUUGCUGUUUGCCACAGACCGUCUCCAACCAGAUAUUGGGAUCUGACGAACAGAGUAUCUGUCAAAGAAGAUGAUUGUCUGUCCACACCCAUUCCCCAGCGUCACACACUUGCAGAAUACAUCAAACUUGUUCCUUUCUGUCCCUUUAGAUAUUUUUACAAAAAUGAAAGCCUUGCAAAUUACCCACGACCUUGAUUUUGACAUUACGGAAAUUGAUAUGAUAGCUGUCUGCAAAGUAGCUACACAAGGAGAGCACUUGGUAAUCCGUUCAUUUCUUUAGUGGCAUCAAUCUGACAUUCAGAUCGUCUUUAAGCAGUAAUGUUGCAUUGAGCUGAAAUCCUUUCUUUCCUGCUGGCUGACUUAGGCCCCUUAAACAUAGCUAAAUAAAAAUCCCGCAUUAUCUGCUUUGACCUGGGAUAUAUGGAAGUGUGUGUUGCGCAGCAAACGGAUCUUAGUCACGCACCAUGCACAAGACUCACAGACAAGAGUAGUGAUGAACAAAAAAUCUUUACUCUUAAUAGUAAAGAUGAAAUACAAACUUGCAAUGUUGCAUAUAACAAAUAAACAGCGCAAGAAACUUACGUAGUUUUUGUAAGUAACACAAAACAAGGCAUCUUCAUCUUAAGUCAAAUGAGAAAGCAAAACAUAAACUUUGAGCAAACAACUACUCCAUCAUAGCCUCCUUUAGAGCAUCAUAACGGCUUCUCUCCAACCUGCUUCUCAGAGCAGAGCCUUUGAGCAUAGAUCUCCUCAGAGAAAAAGCUCUCCAGAACUGUAUUCUAAAAACCCAUACAGUUAUACCCUAUCGAGUGUGGUCCAAGAUUACUGGUUGACCUACAUUACCAGCUGCACAUAAUAAUAAUUACCAUCAUAAGGUUUUUCUUCAACACACACACACACACAAGGUCCUGCUACAACUUACUCUAACAGUGUGGACCCAGAUAACCCAGUUCAAAGCAGAUAUUGUGGGAUUUUCCACCUUGAUAUUCUGGGUUUUAUGCCUGUGUAGAAGGACCCAUAGGUUACUCUUGUUGGCUGCUAUAUAGGAUGGAAACUUUCAUAGGAACAUUGCAGAACAAUUACAGAAAGCUACAGCAACUUGCAUUUUUAAGUGAGCUUUUAUCCAGUUUUUGGUAGCACAUGCUUUUUAGGCCCUUUCUACACUGCCAUAUAAAACCCAGGUUAUCUGCUUUAAACUGAGUCAGUGUGGACUCAGAUAAUCCAGUUCAAAGCAGAUCAUGUUACUUAUCUGCUUUGAUCAUCUGUAUUAUAUGACAGUGUAGAAGGGACCUUAGUUGGCUUGAACAAGCCAUCAGGAAAAAAAAAUACCAAGUCUACCAAAGCACCAAAUGGCAAAUAUAUUAUUAAAUGCAUAUGUCCUUGAUGAAACAUAUAUCUUCAAAAUCUUAUUAUUUGGUAUAUAUUGCUUCAAAUAUUGGGUAGAUUUUCUGGUGGUAGCCCAACCCCAGCCAACAGGCAUAAAAUGAAAGGGGCUGGCAAUUGUUUUCUAACAAUUCUCCAUCUCCUAUUAAUCCAUUGCAAAGUCACGCUCCCAACUGGUGCUCUGUAAGUGGUGCCUCAUCUACACUGCCAUAUAAAAUCCAGAUUACCAUCUUUGAACUGGAUUAUAUGGCAGUGUAGACUCAUAUAAUCAAGUUCAAAGCAGAUAAUGUGGAUUAUCUGAUAAUCUGGAUAAUAAUAAUAAUAAUAAUAAUAAUAAUAAUAAUAAUAAUAAUAAACCCUUAUUUGUAUUCUGCUCUAUCUCCCCAAGGGGACCUGGGGCGGUUUCCAGCAUGGUAAAACAUUGCAAAUUACAUACAAAAAAUUAUAAAAAGUAUAAACAUAGUACUACAUAACAAUCACACAUAUUAAAAAUUAAAAACCAGUUCAGAACUAAUUAAAUUGGGCAGCUCAGCUUCCAAAUGCCAAGACUCCAAAGUGGGUGUUGCCAACAAUGAAAGGGCUGGGCUAGUACAACAAAGUAGACUAGGGGCCGGGGAGUGGGUAAAGUGCAAGCAUGGCCUACCUGAUGGUCAGUGUGGGACCUGGAGCUAUUUAUUUCCAAGGCCUGCUGAAUAACCACAAGAGGGCUGAGCCAGUAGGGAAAACAUAGGGCUGGGGACGUGGGUAAAGUGCAUAGCAAGACCCUAACUAAUGAUGCCUGGGACUCCUCAUUUCCAGGUCUGCUGAAUAGCUACAAUAGGGCUAGACCAGGGCUAGUAGCAAAGGACCAGGGAAGUGUGUAGAGUGCAUCAUACAGCAGUGUAGAAGGGGCCUCAGAAGAUGAAAGUGUGACUUUUGAUGGAUAACUAGGCAUUGCAAAAUUAUCCCAGUAUGGUUGAUUUGAUGAGAAUUGGAUGGCCAAGUAUCAAAAUGAAGGUGUGAGAUUCCUUUAGAGCAGUGGUUCUCAACCUGUGGGUCUCCAGGUGUUUUGGCCUACAACUCCCAGAACUCCCAGCCAGUUUACCAGCUGUUAGGAUUUCUGGGAGUUGAAGGCCAAAACAUCUGGGACCCACAGGUUGCUUUAGAAGUAUCAGAAAUAAACUCUCCCAGGGGCUGGUUACUGGGCCCCUAGUUGAUCUGUUCAGUAAAAUUGAGUGAUGUAGCUACUCCUGGUCCUUAGCAUUUCAAAACAAAUACUUCGUACUUAGAAAACGUAUGUCAGACAAAGAAGGUUCAGUCUAGCAGCCCUGAUGUGCUGAUUUUCUGUCUGAAGGGAGCCCCCCUUUCCUAGUCCAUUGAAUAUUAUGGCCUUAGAGCUUUACUCAUCCCAAAAGUACAGAACAGUAUGUUAAUUGUCUCUUGCCACCAAAGGUGAACCACCUUUGAGUACACCAGGGACAUUCCAGAUAAUGGUCACAAAUGGGAGUGUUACUGGGUUAUGUGUUGUUGAAGGCUUUCGUGGCUAGAAUCCCUGGGUUGCUGUGAGUUUUUCUGGGCUGUAUGGCCAUGUUCCAGAAGUAUUCUCUCCUGAUGUUUCACCCAGAUCUAUGGCAGGCAUCCUCAGAGGUUAGGUCUGUUGGAAAUUAGGCAACAUUCCACAGAUAUAUAAACCCCACUUGCCUAAUUUCCAACAGACCUAACAACCUCUGAGGAUGCCUGUCAUAGAUGUGGGUAAAGUGUCAGGAGAGAAUACUUCUGGAACAUGGCCAUACAGCCCGGAAAACUCACAGCAACCUUUUACUGGGUGGGCUGAGGGUUUACUCAAUGUAAUAUAAAUGUGUUUUUAUUUUGCAUUUCUUUCUUUCCAUUUAUAUAAGGAGCAGAAUGUAAUUGCGGAAGAUGUAAUGCCAAAUUGUUUCCUUAGUUUCUGAAUAGCAGUGGUAAACAGCUAUUUUAGAAAACACGACAUAGGCCAGCCUUAAAAAAAAUGGCAUUUUAUGUAGUUUAUUUCUGCACUGUACAUUUGAUUUUACUUCAAGCAGGUAGCAUUUUUUUUGUUGAUGUUCAAUUGAAGAAUACAGCUAGACGCUUGCCUUUAUCAGCCUAACCCAUUCCAGUAGCUUUUUUUUUACGAAGUCCAUUAAUAGAUGUGGUCUAUCCAACCUAACAGGUGCAGGAUGUCCUUUUGAAAGGCUUUUCAUUGUGUGGCCAUCUAAAUUUGGCUGUAAUGUGACACUUUAGCUAACGAAAAAGAACAAAGGUGUACUUUGGAAACAUUACUCAGAAAGAGAGGCACCUUUGUGUGUUUACCCAUGGCAAUAUUCAUUGGAUGUGCUGUCAGUGCACCACGUAUGAUAGAUGGAUGACAAAUCAGCCAAAGCUAUUUAUCUAAACUGCUUAGGGAGGAAAAGCAAAAGGUAGCAGUUUCCAUGGUUACCACUCCAUUUCUUCCACAUUGUGUUAAUAGAAUCUAUUUUGAGUAUGUUUUUUCAAGCAAGGAAUCGUGCAUAGCACACAAACCAUGCCCGUCGCUGAUGUCCUUUUGUCAAAUGGUGGUGGGUUGCCUUAGAUGAACUGAUCUUCUGUAAGGGUGUGAUGUGUUCAUAGUUUGGCAUCACUCCACUAUGGAAGUUUUGAAGCAGAUGGAGUUAAUCUACUCCUUAAAAAGGUACUUCUUUACAGUGCUUAGGUUUGACACAACUUGAAGUGGCAAAAUAGAAGAGUCCCGAUUCACAAAGCCAUGGUAUAUUGCAUGCCCGCAAGAUACUGCACCAUGCACAACUCAUGCAAAACUUCCAAAGGAACUAUUACCUUACAUUAAUCAUCCUCAAAAAGCUAGAAAUACAGAUGUGUCCUAAUUUUAUUCUUUGGCUGACAGCUGUCUCACUGUGGCAUAGCAAAAAGAGCCCUUCCACACAGCCAUAUAAUCCAGAAUAUCAAGGCAGAAAAUCCCACAAUUUCUGCUUUGAACUGGGUUAUCUGAGUCCACACUGCCAUACAUUCCAAUUCAAUGCAGAUAUUGUGGAUUUUCUGCCUUGAUAUGGGAUAUAGCACUGUUUGGAGGGGCCUUAAAAUGGGAGAUAUCCCCUCUUGUUACUAAGAGCAACUCAAUGAUGGUGUAGUAUAAGGUUGAGCAAAAUGUGUCCUCCAGAUGUUGGUCUGCGUUCAUCACCAUUGGUUAUUCUGGCUGAUAUGUUUAUCUUUAUGUAUUUAUUUAUAGUAUUUAUAUUCCUCCCUUCUCACCCCGCAGGGGACUCGGGGCGGAUCACAAUGCACAUAUACAUGGCAAACAUUCAAUGCCAUAGACACACAACAUAUAUAGACAGACACACAGAGACUAUUUAAUUUCCCAGCUUCAUGAGGGUAUGCUUCAAAUUCCGGCCACUGGGACAGCUGUUGCUUCUCCAUCAACUUGCGACACCGAUGGAGUACUGCCUCAUUCUUUUGCACACUGCUGGAGAUUUUUUAAUGGCAUUGUAAAUUAGUUAAAUUAGCCUCCCCGCAUAAAGCAGUACCUAAAUUUCCUACUUGACAGAUGCAACUGGCUUUUAGGCUGCAAAGGUCGACAGCAUGCUAGACAAAUGGUCAUGAGCUUACUCCUACCCAGGCUGGCUUCGAACUCAUGACCUUUGGUCAGUAGUGAUUUUAAUACAGCUGACUCCCAACCAGCUGCGCCACAACCCAGUCCUAUGUUGCAAUGCUUGGGGGGCCUCAUUUUGCUCACCACUGCUCAAAUACCUCCAACAAUAACCAUUUUUUUAGAGCAGAACAAAGAAACCACGGCUACAUUUUGUAGUAUAGAAUCUCCAAAGUUAUGGGUAUGAUUUCACAGAAGGCAAGUGGAGAGGGAGGACAAGUGAGAAGCAACUGGUUUUGCACAAGAGUUCCUACAGCUGUUGCAUCCUGGAAGAGGCGAGAACUGAUCAUCUAUACUUAUGCUAUUCCAGUCAGUGACACCGCAUCCUUUUUAUAUAGUCAGUGGUUCCCAACCUUUGGUCCUCGAGGUGUUUUGGACUUCAACUCCCAUGAUUCCUAACAGCUGGCAAGCUGGCUGAGAUUUCUGGAAGCUGAAGUCCAAAACAUCUGGAGGACCAAAGGUAUGGGAACCACUACUUUAGAUAAUUUUCAUGCCUUUCGGCUGUGUGGACUUUACUAUUGCCAUUCAACUCGAGCAACUGUAGAUGAAAACACAGCAAUCAAAUGAGAAAACAUUGUUUAAUUAUGAAACAAAAUUUAGAGGUUGUGUUCUAUGCAAGUUGCUAUCAGUAAAAAAAAUAAAUUACAGCAUAAAGAAAGAA